AUUUACUGCUUGGAAUCUGGGUGUGGGGAAUUGGUGCAAGGACUGAGCCUACCUCGCCGUCUUGAACUUUUGCAUAGUUAGCAUUAUUCAAUCAAGUUCUCCAGGAUCACAGCCUCAGAUCAACAACCGGAUAAGAGGGCGGGAUCCGCUGAUCUCUCCACUCCCCCUUCCUUUGGCUGCCGAGAAACUGGAUGUGUACAGGAUCACUUCUUUCUUAAACAUAUGCAUUUCAGGGCCUAAGACCCAACAGUGUGGGCUCCAAAGCGCUUCCCCACCACUUAAGUUCUGUGUCUUCAGCAGAUCCAAGACUGCCGCUAGCUUUUUGAGAAACCUGCACUCUCCCUUCUUCAUCUUUCUGUUUCUUGUGGGCUCCUCUGCAGCUUUGAUAAUUCAGGUUUCUGUGACCAAUUGCUUUGGAAUGGCUCAGGCAUAUGCUUUCAAUAACUGUUUUUGUUUUGAAAUAAACAGGCUUCAAAAGAAAUGUUUUCCAAGAAUGAAUUAGCUCUUUGUGUUCAUCCAAGUUGUAAACAAAUACAGUCUGUGGAAAAAAAAGUACUCCUUUCCUGGGAAACUUCCAUAAGAAGCUUAUACACACACAAGUCAGGAUCUUCUCUUGAAGAAAAAUGUGAUAAAGAAAAUACUGAGAGAGAGAUAACUCAAGCUGCCGAUAGCUGCUUCACACAUGGAGAGAUGCAAGACCAGUCCAUUUGGGGAAAUUGUUCGGAUGAUGAACUCAUCAGAACCCAACCUCAGCGCUUGCCUCAGCUUCAAACUGCAGCACAGGAAAGUGAGGAGGAAAUAAGCAAGAUAAAGAAUGGCCACCCAAGUCUGAGCAAUGGCAAUGGAAUCCACCACGGGGCCAAACAUGUAUCUGCAGAGAAUCGAAGACUUUCAGCACCCGUUUCUCAAAAAAUGCAUAGAAAAAUUCACUCCAGCUUGUCUGUAAACAGUGACAUCAGUAAGAAGAGUAAAGUAAAUGCUGUCUUUUCCCAAAAGACGGGCUCUUCACCUGAAGUUUCAGUUAUAACAGAGCCUGGCCUGGAUGAAGUACUUGGAUGCUGUUAUCAUCGUCAUGAAGGAGCACACAGGGAAGGAAGGGUCAGCAAUGUCAGCUUUCUAGACAAGGUAAUGCCUGGAUGGAGACCUGAAGGUUAACAGAAGGAAAGGCAGUUGAAAGAGGCAUUCAAAAAGACUGAAGGGGGCCUGUGAAAUAAGGUGUUUUGUUCAGAGAACCAUUAAGUACUUUGCUGCUGAGGAGUCAAAUUAGGAGAGGUGAGACUGGAAAGGAUCAGUCCAUAGGCAGCCUGGGAAGCCCUGUUGUGCUAAUGUAGCCCGAUACUUAUGAUUUCUCUGAAGGGUAUCAUUUUAUGCCCAUUGCAUAUUUUUUUUGAAACAUUAUAUUUCUUUUCUCUCCAUGAUACAGAAAUUCCAUAGUUGCAAUUAUGUAAACCCAGAAUACUGCUAUAUAGUAAGCAUCUGUACUCUGAUCACCUUUAUGAUCUUUUUGUAUUUUAGUAAUGAACUAUUACCAUAGAUAAAACGAGGACUUAGUUAUAGACUUGGUGAACUGGGGAUGCUAACAAGUUCUUCAGGAAAGCUUUGGAUGGACUUCAGCCCAGUCCUCUCCCAUUUUACUGGUACCCUCUGCUUGUCUUUAAACUAGCCUCUUGACUUCUUACCUUUAUGACUUUUCUCUGUCUUGUGUUUAGACUUUUCUUUCUCCCCUUUUCAGUGUAUCUCCCCCUGCAUCGGAUCGUGAGUAGGAGGAGGACAGCCAUGACUCUGGGAGGCAGUCUGGGUGGGGCACACAGGCUUCAAAGGAGAUGUACACAAUUGAGCAGGUCAGUUUGAAAAGCCCACUAGGUGAUUCAAAUAGGUUCCACCCCCUCCUUCCUUGAGAAUCACUGGUAAAAAUAUCUUUCCUUGACCUCACCACUUCCUCUUCUCUCCUUGCACUUGAAAUUGUGCCUUCAACUGCAAGCACACACAUUUAACAACAUAGCUGACUGACUCUGCCACUUCUCUUCCUUAUAUUUCUUAUAACUUACUUCGCCUUCAUGACCUCUCCAUAUUUUUUUCAGAACUCAAGCAUCAUCUCCUGAUGCCCCAAUUUUGAGCUGAUUACUCUUCUUUUGGGUCCCCACAAUGUCUUCCAGAUACAAAAUGAGACUGGAGUUUAACUCUUUCUGCACUAAAAUGUAAUCUUACUGAAGGCAAAGACUUGGUUUUAUCCAUCUUUUAGCUUCAAGCACAGAGCCUGGUAUGUGACUUAUCAUAACUAUUUAGUAAAUGAUGAAGCAAGUAAGGGACAUAAAUUGGAGAACGCAGGCACUUACUCUUCAACAUUUCACAGACGUCAUAGUUGAUAUCUCGGAAAUCACUGCAAUCCUCAAGGGAGAUGAAAUGGGGAGAUUGAAGGGAGUGCAAAUAUUUGAGCUAAAAGAGGCCAAAAAAAAAAAACACAAAACUUCGAGAAGUACUAGUACUUUAGUGAAAGGAUAAUAAUAGGACUUCAUGAUCUGACUAUAACAUUAUAACCUGAGCCUCCAGAAACAAAUUUUCUGUGACUUUGGCAAGAUAUAUUGCUGUGUUCCUCAAAAUACUUAAUGUGCUAGGAUGAUGUUUUGUUUUGUUUUCUCAGGCACAGUGCCUUCCAUUCCAUGUCAGAAUAAUUGUGUGGGAGAAAGGUUUAGAAUUCUGCUUUCUGAUGCAAUAUUUGCCAGUCCAUUGGAAAAUAGGAUUUUAAUAAUUUUCUUUUCUCACCCAGCAAGCUAAUUGAAACGGUAAUACAAAGAGAAGGAUGUGUGAAUGUGUGUGUGGAGAACAGGUAUGAUCAGCGUUGACUAUGUCAAAGUAUAAAUUAUUCUGUACAUAUAAAUCAUUGCUUAUUUACUUGAAAUAUUAAAUCAACUGUUCUUUAAAAAAUCAUCUAUCAGAUUAUAAGUGGUGUUACUUUAGGGCUGAAGGUAAAUAUUUAAAUACACUUCCUUUUGAGUUUAGGAAAAUCACUUUGUAAUCUAUGAUCUGUAGUAAGUUAUAUCCAUCCAUUUGAUGAAAGGCAAAGAUUUUACAAGGUUCUAAAGUAUAUAAUUUGAGAUUUGAAACAGAAACACCUCGAAACUUCUUUUAUACUAGUUGACACCUGAAAGAAGAGAUAGACAGCUAUCUACUGUGUGUGGACUCCACCUAUGAUGUUUGGUUUUGUACACAAGCUUAGACCACUGCUCUAAGAAUUUGAAUUAGCUUAGCACUCACACAGAAGGUGGGUGAGGAGGAAAUAAAACAAUGGAGAUACAGAUAGAGUGGCCGGGAAGCAUUGGGGUGUGGGGUAGCUGAGUGAAGAGGCUAUUUAGAAACCCAGCUUAGUGGAAAGAAUAAUAGGCUAAGUGGACAGAAGAACUGAAUAACCUAAUAACCCUAUUAAUAUAUCAGGGUUUUAAUUUUUUCUUUGAUGAUGGUAAGUUUAGAUGAUGAUUUCAUUAGGUGAAACAGUAGCAGGUAAGUGCAGCAGCCAGGCUUAUCCUGGAUUACAGUCCAUUUUCAACCUCAAGAGUCAGGCCAUGUGUGGGCAGUGAAGGUUUUCUUUAGGGUUUCAGGAUUGUAUCGAGGAGUCCUGGCCCAGAACUAGAGUAGCAGUCAGAUUAAUGCAUUUUAAUCAGGACUGUCAUUCAUUGUCUAGUUCAGUUAGUUCAGAAAGGGAACUGAAAUUUAAGAAAUCAUGAAGAGUAGCUGAAUAUAGUUUGAGGCUGACCAUGAGAUGAAUUGUAGACCUGUUCAAUUUCAAAUAAUGACAUACAAUCCAAGAACAUUUGGAAAUAUAUAACUGGAACUUCAGAGAAGGAGUUAAAAGCAAGCACACUAAUUUCUAUUAGUUCUCUUAGAGGAGAUAUUUGAAACCAUGCAUCUGGAUGGGAUUUCUUAAGUAGAGAUUUAAGAGCAAAGGUCAGAUGACUGAGAACUGAGUGACUCAGGGAUCACUGGAGGCCAGCCAGCUUGGUGGAAUGGGAGAGUGGGUUUAGCUUGAGCACUGGGGAGACAAUGCCAUAUAGAAAGUUCAGACUUUUCUCUAAAAGUGAUGUCAGAGUGUGGCUAUGGCACUGAUAAGAUAGCCUAGGGGAGAGGUCAGAAAACAAAAAGAGGAGGAAGAUGAUCGAGCCAAGAGGAGUGGACAGGAAAGGUGAGAGAAGAAACAAACUGGAGAGGGUGGUGUCCUGGAUACCAGGGAAUAAAUGCUUUGAGUCAAGGGAGAAGCUUGCACCAGCUAUUGUGACACCUCAGUCAGAUGAGAAUUGAAAUGAUUCUAUUGAAUUUAACUAUGUGGAUGUCAUUUCGUGACCUAAUUAAGAGCCAUUUUUGUAGAGAAGUCAGAAUGAUACGGGUUGUGGAAUGUGAUAAAACACACUAAUAACAAUAGCUCUAGAAAGGCCAAUGUCCAAAGAGGUUUUAAGAUGGAAAAGGUUUCUGUUUAUAUUUGGAUGGAAAGGAUCCAGGAGAGAGGGAAAGUUUGCAGAUUUAAGAAGGUAAUAAUGAUAACCUUAUUGACAAGCCAGCAUAUCAUUUAAAGAAAUGAUAUUUAGUGUUUAGAUCUAGAGUUCGGAUUAUGUAAAUACACAUCCAUUAUCAAAGCAUGAGAAUUGAGCAACCAGAGAAGCAUUUACUGAAUUGUUAAUGUAGGUGACUCCACUCUUUAUGGGAGGAUCAUUGAUAAUUGCUUUCUAAUCAUGUCUUCA
This is a messenger RNA of Bubalus bubalis (water buffalo), 4730 nucleotides long. RefSeq names its product MyoD family inhibitor domain containing (gene MDFIC). The record is from RefSeq and is a predicted model, not a curated record. The transcript has 4 exons. Bases 481 to 1155 code for a protein of 224 amino acids. Lineage: Eukaryota; Metazoa; Chordata; Mammalia; Artiodactyla; Bovidae.